This is a messenger RNA of Camelina sativa (false flax), 1620 nucleotides long. RefSeq names its product putative long-chain-alcohol O-fatty-acyltransferase 4. Lineage: Eukaryota; Viridiplantae; Streptophyta; Magnoliopsida; Brassicales; Brassicaceae. Gene Ontology annotation, biological process: lipid metabolic process. The record is from RefSeq and is a predicted model, not a curated record.
AAUCGUGGAACUGUAGAUCAUCUAGUCCUUGAUCAGAUAUUAUUGAAAUAUUGAUGGUCUUUUUGUCAGACAUUUCCAAAUACUUUAGUUUUUCUGUUAUCUAAUUCAUUCUGAUUACUUCUCACACACGCAACCAGUAAGUUCCAAAACCUCGAUGUUUCCAAGAACUCAACAAUGCAAAAAGAGAUCCGGGGAGAGGGAUAGAACUUCAUCAAGAUUUGGAUUUCUACAUUAACCUUCUCCGUAACUUAAGGUCACACUACCUACUACUUAGAAGCUAGUAGAGUAUUAGAGUAGAGUAGGCAUGAAGAGAGAGAGAGAGAGAGCGAGAGAGAGAGAGAGAGAGAGAGCGCUGCAAAACUGCAACUAGAUAAAGUCAAAACCUCGGUAAAAGAAGAUCUCAAGAGAUGGAGGAAGAACUCAAGAACUUCAUCAAGGUUUGGGUUUCAGCAAUCAUUUCAAUAACUUAUUGUUACUACAUAUCAACUAGAGUCAAAGCUGGUGUCUUUCGAUUACUCUCUGUUCUUCCUAUAUGUGUUCUGUUUCUUCUUCUUCCUCUGUUUUUCUCCUCUGUUCAUUUCUCUGGUUCAGCUGCUUUUUUCCUCACGUGGCUGGCCAAUUUCAAACUCAUCCUCUUCUCCUUCGACCAAGGUCCACUUUUCCCAAUUCCAUCUAGUAUCUCUCAGUUCAUUUGCUUCACUUGCUUCCCCAUUAAGCCACUACAAAACCCUAAAUCUCAAGAUCAAAUGCCUAAAUGGGUUUUCGCCAUUAAAGUUGCCAUAUUUGGUGUGCUGUUACAAAUGUAUGAAUACAAAAAAUACAUGUCUUCGAAUAUGAUAUUGGUUCUCUAUUCUCUGCAUAUAUACUUGGAGUAUGUGAUUCUCUUAGCUCCUCUGAAACUUCUGCUUAGUAUCUCUCUUGGGUGCGACCUCGAGCCACAGUUCAACGAACCAUACUUAGCCACCUCUCUUCAAGACUUUUGGGGUCGUCGUUGGAACCUCAUGGUUCCCGCGAUUCUCCGGCCAGCCGUCUACGUUCCGGUGCGACGAAUGGCCGGUCGGAAAAUGAACUCGGAUCAAGCAUUGUUCUUGGGGGUUUUUGCGUCGUUCCUCGUCUCCGGUGCAGUUCACGAGCUGAUCUUCUUCUAUUUCACACGUGAAUCGCCUACAGGAGAAGUCACUUGGUUCUUUGUAUUGCAUGGAGUUUGCACUGCCGCGGAAGGAGCGGUGAAGAGGACGAGCUUGGUGCGGCGGUGGAAGAUGUGUCCGAUGAUUUCACGACUACUCACGGUGGGUUUUGUGGUUGUGACUGGUGGUUGGUUGUUUUUCCCUCAGCUUACAAGGAGUGGCAUGAUCGAUAGACUCGCUGAUGAAGUCUUUUUGUCCAUUGACUUCGUUAAGCACAAGCUUUUCUACCUUUGGAGAAAUAGAUCGCUAAAAUCGUAGGUUAAUGAUGUUUUCUAUAUAGCUAAUUUUAUCAACCAUAUUACUUUAUAUGGAUUUGGGAAGAAAACUAAUAUCUUCGAUUUAAACGUGUUUGGUAAAAUACUAAAUUGUCCAAUUGUGAAAACGUCAUUGUUUCUACGCUUACGUCUGGAAAUAUUUUCAAAGUUAAUGAUUA